AAUCAUUGCGCUGCCUGCCUGACCGCGCGUCGUCCCCCUCUGCUCCCCACCUUUACCGCCUCUCUUGUACGGCGGCUGCCCCGGAUACAAAAAGCGUGUUCUCGAUCGACCGCAGUGUCGUGUCUGCCUCUCCGACAUCAUUGCCGCUCGUGUCAUACUUUCGCUCUUUCGCCACGCAUAGUAGCAAAGAUGGCGGACAUUUGGAGCGUUUACACCGCCACGCCGCCCAUUUCCAGGACUGUGGCGACAGCAGUAUUCCUUUCCUCCGUCGGGAUAUACACGGGGAUGCUCUCGAGUUACCCUUUCUUCUUCCACUACUCGCUCCUCUUCACAUGGCCUCCCGCCAUCUACCGUCUCCUGACAAGUUUCUUGUUGACGGGACCUAAUAUAGCCGUGCUAUUCGACACAUAUUUCGUAUUUACCUACAUGAUCCAGCUGGAGGGUAAUGCCAAGUUCUCGAAGAAGGAGGACUUGAUAUGGUAUCUGAUGUUCACCGGAACUAUUAUCAUUCUCUUCACCGGCGCCGGUAUAUAUCUACAGGCCCUAAUCACCACGCUAUCCUACACCGUUACGCAAGACCAACGAGGCAUGAAUGCCCAUUUCUAUGUCCUAACCAUCCCGGCACAGCUUAUGCCGUACUGUCUCCUGCUCGUCCAGCUUCUUUUCCCAAACGGCUGGUACAAUGUGAAGGUCGGUCUCACCGGUCUCUUCGCUGCUCACCUACACGACUUCUUGACUCGGAUAUACCCCGAGUUCGGAAAUGGCCCCAAUCUCAUCCCGACCCCGGGGAUCCUCAAAUGGAUCAUAAGCAUCCCAAGAAUACAACAGGUUGUCUAUGGACAGCCUUCCGACUCCCCGCGUGAUACAGGCCGGCCCGCGGGGCCACUCCCCGACGCCUGGAGGAGUAAGGGACCUGGACGACGGUUAGUUCGAUUCGGUUCUCCCGCUGUGUGCAUGGUGUAGUGUCCGUAUUGUUAUCCGUCGAACUAACCCGAACCCCCGUCUUGCUUUUACGACGAUACUCUUCCCAGGGGCCUCCUGAGGGGACGUUUCCCGCGUCUCUUCCCGCGUCAAGGAGCAUC
Messenger RNA from Durotheca rogersii, 1082 nucleotides. Its product is annotated as Der1-like family protein. Gene Ontology annotation, biological process: endoplasmic reticulum unfolded protein response. The transcript is spliced from 5 exons. The record is from RefSeq and is a predicted model, not a curated record. Gene Ontology annotation, molecular function: misfolded protein binding; ubiquitin-specific protease binding. The coding region runs from base 190 to 963 and encodes 257 amino acids. Lineage: Eukaryota; Fungi; Ascomycota; Sordariomycetes; Xylariales; Xylariaceae. Gene Ontology annotation, cellular component: Hrd1p ubiquitin ligase ERAD-L complex; endoplasmic reticulum membrane.